AUGGGGAAAGGAUUUCAAAAUUUCAUGUCCAAAAAGGACUUUCAUCCAAGCGCAUGGUGGAAUCUAAAAAGGGUGUGGGAAGUUCGGCAAAAGAAAGCCAUUGAUGACAAAAGACAAGAAGACCUUCGGGUUCAAUAUGAAAAGGAACAGGAAAUGCUUAAUAAUAAGGCGCUACUCGGUGAUGAGAAGGCUAAAAUGGGUUUGUCAUUUAUGUACGAUGCGCCAGCAGGUAUGACAAAAAGGGAUGAACCAAAGGAAGAACCAAAAUUUGAGUGGCAACGAAAGUACCAAGCCCCCCGAGAAGAAUGGGCCAAAGAUAAUGAUCAGAUUCAGGAUCAGCCAUUUGGUAUACAGGUUCGAAAUGUUCGUUGCUGCAAAUGUCACAAAUGGGGUCAUUUAAACACCGAUAAUGAGUGCCCUCUGUUUGGAAUGAGCGGAAAUUUCGAGGAUGAGGGAUACGCUAAUAAUCCUUCGGAUCUCAUAAAAGAACUGCGGAAGGAACGUGAAGCUUGUGGUCCCUCACGUGCAAAAGAGGAUCGUCUAAACAAAAAAGAGUUUGUGGAUCGUACACAACUCGCUGAGGAAAUGAAAGAGACGCACGGUCUGCGUUUAAAGGGAAACGUUUUAAAUGGUAUCCGUGAAGAUCAAGAGGUAAGCGUUUUGAAAGCAGAACCAAGUGAAGCAGAACAAAUGAAGGCGUUCUUAGCGAGCUUGAGUGAUAAGGAGAAGAAGAAGCUAAUGAAAAAACUGUUGGGGAAUCACAAGAAUGCGAAGGACGACAAGAAGCACAAGAAGAAAAAGAAGGAUAAGAAAGGAAAUAAAAAAGACCGUGAGGGUAAAAACGACAAGAAAGUUUGUGGGAUUAAGAAAGUUGAAACGUCAUCCGUGGAAGACUCAGGCAUGGAUUUUGUCAUCAUUUUCCUUGUUUCAGUUACUCACUUAUGCCAAUUGUUUCAGAUCUGA
Messenger RNA from Angiostrongylus costaricensis, 963 nucleotides. The record is from the annotation of a GenBank genome assembly. Lineage: Eukaryota; Metazoa; Nematoda; Chromadorea; Rhabditida; Metastrongylidae.